Drepanopeziza brunnea f. sp. 'multigermtubi' MB_m1 is the source of this 3423-nucleotide messenger RNA. Lineage: Eukaryota; Fungi; Ascomycota; Leotiomycetes; Helotiales; Drepanopezizaceae. The record is from RefSeq and is a predicted model, not a curated record.
AUGGCGGCCGCCGUGCUUAUGGAGGAGGUGCUUCCGCAUAGUAUGGCGACCUCUGAUGACGAUGCCGAGUUCGAGGAAGACGAUGAGAUUGCGGCAGACGGCAUAGCAGAUGCAGAAGCUUUUGCGGCCAACAACCAACUCCAUAAUGGACUGUUGGGGCAAAUAGAAGGCAGGGGUUAUGAUGAGGGAGAAGAGAACGAGACCGAAGAGCUUUCUGACCAUGAUGCUGAGGGUGAGGAUGACGAUGACAUGAUCGACUCGGUUCGGAAUGGCGAAAACGGGACCGAAGAUCUCUCCGAUGAGGACGCAGAAGGCGUAGGUGCUGUCAAAAUUCAGCCAAAGGGACCGGUAGAUGACGAUGAGGAUGUUGUAUCUGGGCCGGAUAACGAAGACGACAUGAGUGUUACGAGUGGUGAGGACGACGCCGACGACGACGACGACGAUGACGAAUCGAAAGACUCUACAGAUGGUGAAGCAGAGGAAGUCUGGGUCCCAGAUGCCGACGGUGAAGAGGACAACGAGCCAGCGAACCCCAAUCGCUGCGUAUUCUGUCAGCAAGAUGAAGAUAACGAUCCCAGUGAAGUCUUUGAAUUUUAUCUGGCAUGUGGUGUUUGUGGCGACAAUGCGCAUCGGCAAUGCGCUCGCGGUGCCGGCGCCAUUAAAUCGGAAGAUGAUGCAGACACGUGGUAUUGUCCCGAUUGCGUUUCAAACAAACUUGUCCCAGGCCAAGAGCAAGAGGAUGAAGACACUGCCGUAGCGCUAGAGGUCGAGGAAUCCCUGGAUCCCGCAGCAAGAAGAGUAUCACGGGAUAGAAUCGCAGGGGAUCUUCUUCCUCCUCAACGUUCUAUCAAGCCCGACUCGCAUUCUGUUUUCAACCAAUUAAUCGCGCCUGAUGAUCCAAUGGACGGAUCGCGUUAUUUGCGAAAGAGGAAAACUUCUUCAACGGACGCCGAGCCUAGCAUGGAAGAACCUCUUCCGCCAAGAAGGCGAACGCGAGAAAACACAGGCUCAACUAAUCCUAGAUCCACAACUACUGAAGCUCAACUCAAGGAGGCGAAUGGUCACAUAGUGAUUGAGCCCCUCCCCGAAAAGAACAAACCGCCUGCGACCAAUGGUCACAAGAAAACCGAAGUCAUGCUGACGCCACGAGUCUCGAGAACACUUCGACCCAAAAUCUACCGAGGUGCAAGCAUUUCCGAAAAGUCACCAAAUAGUAUCAAAUUGUUGAUUCGCGUUGAGCCCGGCGAAUUGCAACAUAUCCUGUCUCUGCCACCCAAGCCGACGAACAAGAAAAAGAAGGGCAGCGGCUCUUCUGCUCGAUCUACAACUACUGCAGUCACGACUACUGUCUCUCAAUUUGUCCCUGCGAGCAACUACUCCCAACCAUUUUACUCACUCCACGACAGAGAGAUGGACGAGCUGAAGUCAAAACCGUAUGGUGGGAUUCUGGAGGAAAAGGAUGCCGAUACGUCUUUGACCUUGCCGAAACCUGAACAUCGGCGACAAUUCGAUGAAGCGCGUCAAAAGGCCGAAGAAGACUGGAAGGCCCGAGUAGAAGCCGCCGCGGAGGCAGCCAUAGCAUCUGGGGUUAAGAAAGCGAAAAAGGUGUCCGGACCGGCCAGUCAGAUCGAAUAUAUCGAAUUUGGACAAUACCAGAUCGACAUCUGGUACGCUGCACCAUAUCCGGAGGAAUACAGCCGGAACAAGGCAUUGUUCAUAUGCGAGUUCUGUCUGAAGUACAUGGAAUCUGACAUUGUUGCAUGGCGACACAAGACUAAAUGCCCCUGGAAACAUCCACCUGGGGACGAAAUCUACCGUGAUGGUAAAGUGAUGAUCUUUGAGGUCGACGGACGCAAGAAUCCUCUUUACUGCCAGAACCUCUGUCUACUUGCGAAGCUGUUCCUCGGUUCAAAAACUCUAUACUACGAUGUGGAGCCAUUCUUGUUCUACGUCAUGACAGAGUAUGACGAACUUGGCUGUCACUUUGUAGGCUACUUCUCCAAGGAGAAGAGACCGAGUAGUCAGAACAAUGUCUCGUGUAUUUUGGUCCUCCCCAUCCACCAACGGAAAGGCUAUGGUCACCUGCUUAUCGAUUUCUCCUACCUCCUGACUCGCGUCGAGAAAAAGACUGGGUCACCGGAGAAGCCUUUAUCAGAUAUGGGUCUGGUGUCGUAUCGAAACUACUGGCGACUGGUUCUAUGCUACUAUUUCAGAGAAUUCAAACCUCGUGAUAAGAUUCCAAGCAUCAGACAGAUCUCCGAUGAUAUGGGACUUACCCCAGACGAUGUGGUAUCAGCACUUGAUGCCAUGGGUGCUCUGAUCCGAGAUCCCAUCACCGGAACGUAUGCUCUGAAGCUCAAGACAGACUAUUACCGCGAGGUCAUCCGUCAACAUGAGACCAAGGACUAUGCGAAACUCAACCCCAAAGGGUUGGUGUGGACGCCAUACAUAAUGGGCAGAGGAAAUGCAUCUGCUUUCGAUCUUGCACCCGCACUAAAUACUGUAGCACCCCGUGACGAGGAUGAGGAUGACGACGAGACCAUUUCAGAUGCCAAGAUUUCACCCAGACAGGACUUCGAUUCUUUCAGCAACGGCGUAACUGAGGCUAUCGCUGACUCCCUUGGGAAACUAACCACAAUUUCAGGUGAGCUCGUUAAAGUAGGCAAGCCUGACAUAAAUGGUGGAGUAUCGCCUCCCGGACCCAAGCUUAACGGCAACCCGAAAGUCUCUUACUACGAGGCUGCAGCUGGAAUUCCUCCGACGCGAUUCGAAGUAUUUCCUCCCGCGCCCGGUGCAAGGAAUCGCAAUACUCCUCGACCAUCUGGCUCUCGGCCCACUCCUACCCGAAACAGAUCAGGGCAAUCGACAUCAUCGCGGCCAAAGCCAAAACGACCUUCAAGUAGCACUCCGCGACGUCCUGCUCCGGCUCGGCCACGCAGCAGCACGCCACGGAGGAAAAGUGGCGGUACGGGUAGAGGUCCUGGUCGAUGGCCUAAGGGAACAACGAAAGCUGACUUCGAUGGAGCAGAAAGCGCCCCAGGCCUACCUCCGAGCUCCUUGAAGCAAAGAAGCAGGCUGGGCAACGAAAUCCUACUUGGCGACGAGGUGGGAGGCGAAGAAGACGAAGAAGGAGUUGAGAGUGGCGAUGGGAAGGGGUUGCAGAAGCAAAUGACCACAUUCGAAACUCCCGCGAUAAAGAAACGACGAGAUGCUGCCCGAGGAAAGGGGUUGGCAAAGCCAGUUCCUGGACUAAAAGGAAAGGGAAAGGGUAAGGGAAUGGGCUUGGGCUUGGGAGAACCCAUGCCGGAAGACAAGGGAAAGGGACCAUCAAUCGGGCCCGUGGAAGUCAAUCAACUAAUGGAAAACGCACCAACCAUGUCAACAGAAAUGGAUAUUGAUGCUGAAGGCGAGAUAGACGAGUGA